Molecule: messenger RNA, 1602 nt
Organism: Gracilinanus agilis (Agile Gracile Mouse Opossum)
Lineage: Eukaryota; Metazoa; Chordata; Mammalia; Didelphimorphia; Didelphidae
Product: ubiquilin-1-like
Exons: 1
Coding region: 1-1602 (533 amino acids)
Biological process (GO): ubiquitin-dependent protein catabolic process
Cellular component (GO): cytosol
Molecular function (GO): polyubiquitin modification-dependent protein binding
Source: RefSeq, a predicted model, not a curated record
AUGGCGGGGGCCCGGGAAGAAGCGGGAGACAGCCGGCUGGUGGCAGGGCGGGAGCCGCAGCCGCCGCGCAUCAUCACAGUAACAACGAAGACACCACAGGAACGCCAGGAGUUCACCCUGGCAGAGAACUGCAGUGUUAGGGAGUUCAAAGAGCAGAUCUCAAAGCGUCUUAAUUAUGAUGUGAACCGUCUGGUGCUCAUCUUCACAGGGAAGAUCCUGCGAGACCAGGACACACUGAACCAGAGGGGAGUCCUCGAUGGCACUACCGUCCAUCUGGUGGUGCGGUACCGCUUCCCUGGAUUCACCCGCUCAUGCCAUACGCCUGCCACACCUGCCUCACCUCCCAUGUCUGGCACACAUCCCACCUCAAACCAGCCUCUUCCAGGUAGCAACAUCCCCGGGUCUUCCCCGAGCUCAGUGGCUUCUGGUCUGCUGGCCAGGCUGGGACGCAUAGCCCGAGGCUCACCGGAUCUGGCCGAUUUCCUUGGCCAUCUGACUCAACUCCUCAUGGCGGUCCCUGAAGCUGUGGUGCAAUUCCUGGAUGAUCCAUCCAUACAAGGUCUACUGGGUGAAAACCCGUCCAGCACCAACCCUUCUCCUGGCACUGGCCCCGGGCGGCUGAUAGGUCAGCCACAGCAGGCUCCACCAGCCCACACAGCUGAGACCGUGCCUGAGGCCCUGAGGAGCCCUGCCCUGCUAAGGGAAUUGUUGAUGCUAAGAGCAGAUGAGAGAGGCCUGGGGGCUCUGAAGGCGGUUCCUGGGGGUGACAAUGCCCUAAGACAGGUCUAUGCAGAUAUCCAACAGCUGAUGCUCACAGUCCCAGCUUCAUCGCCCCGGGCCAAGGGCCCAACGUCCUUGUCUGGUCCUUCUACUAACUCUUCUACAGCUGGAACUCUUAGGCUGGGGAAUGUGUGGCCUGGGACUCAGGGCAGGGUUCUGGGAAACUCAUCACGGGGAAACUCAUAUAGUUCUAGCAUGCCCAAUCUGUUCAUGGGUCUAGGACCUGGUUCACAUGAUGUGACCCCAAAUGUAGGCAAAGAUUCCCUGCCUGGCCCAUCCCUACCCUCUACGGCUGCCCUGCGGAAUGCCCUGCACGCACUGCAUCAGAACCCAGCCCUGCUGCACCAGCUCACUACUGGCAGCCCUUUAAGGCCCCGUCUGCCCUUGCUGCCUAUCCUCACUAAUCCUCGGGCUCUACAGGCUUGGCUGCAGAUUGAACAGGGCCUGCAGACGCUCUCCAUGGAGGUUCCAGGUCUGGGACCCUGCCUUCGGGGUUCCGGAAGGCCCAGCGGGGGCCAUGGGGUGGGUAUGGCGGGUGGGUCAAACGCUCGGGUGUCCACCCAGCAACCCACCCUAGCUGUGCUGCAGCUCCUCCAGUCCUUGGCCCACGCAAGCCCCACUACCCUUCAGACCUCACCACCCCCUCCACCACCGCAAAGGUCACCACCUCCAGCUGAGGGCCGCUUCCAGCAGGAGUUGGACCAACUGAAGGCAAUGGGCUUCACCAACCGUGAUGCCAACUUGCAAGCGCUUAUUGCUACUGGUGGAGACAUCCAUGCCGCUAUUGAGAGGCUAUUGGGGCCGGGGAUCCCCCAGGCCUAG